Trichoderma asperellum CBS 433.97 is the source of this 2064-nucleotide messenger RNA. RefSeq lists its product as uncharacterized. The record is from RefSeq and is a predicted model, not a curated record. NCBI's taxonomy places the organism in Eukaryota, Fungi, Ascomycota, Sordariomycetes, Hypocreales, Hypocreaceae.
AUGGCUUCAAAGACCUUGUCAAACACGUCUUCGGACACACCAGCUGCCACAACAAGCAAUGCCUAUAAGCAUUUCUACUCUCCUGAAAACGCAGCCUUCUAUAAUGGCAACCAUUACAAGCAGCUAGACCCAGCAAAGAAGGAGAUUCGGCUCUUGCAAAUCGAUAGAACUCGUCAACCGACAAGCAGUCUUUCUUUCAAGUUGCAUCAACCAAUCUCCCUUGACGACUCUUCUAACCACCUGUUCAUUGCCAUCUCUUAUCGCGCAGGCGAUCCCUCCCAGACAGUACCGAUAUUCAUCGACGGAGUGCAGUUCAAUGCGUUCAAGCCUCUCACCGAAGCGCUAUCUCGUGCUAGUCAACGGCUAGACGCAGACGACGAGGCAGAAGAUUUUGCAUCUCGUGUAUGCCUCUGGGCCGACCAAGUGUGCAUCAACCAGAGCGACAAUGCCGAGAAGGCUCACCAAGUCCAGCUUAUGAAGGAGAUAUAUCAGUCGGCAGUUUCCACCCUGGCCUGGCUCGGAACAUCACCGUUAACCAGCGCGGGCAUUGAGGAGUUUAGCGCUCUAAGCUUCCUUCACCAAAGACUUGAGCAGGCCGCUGGGCAAGGAUGGGACAACGUCAAUAAAGGAGCAGCAUACCUGGAGACUGCCGAAUUUGUUGCGAAAAGCGUGCUGCCUCGACUGGAUGCCGAGGGCACAUCGUGGACUGCGCUACAAGCACUGAUGGAAGAUCAGUACUGGUCGCGCGGCUGGAUAUGCCAGGAGGUUCUUCUGAGUACAGGGGUGAGUUUUCAUACCAACAAGCAAGAAUUAGGUCAAGAUGAUUUCAGAAACGCCUUGCGUCUUGUGAAAAUGUUUCAGAUACUAUUACGCAAGUAUUUCAACAUGGAUGGAGAGGACCUUGGGCUUAAAGAAGACCCUGCUCUUGACACAGACGAUCUCAGCCCUUUAUUGCCAUUUGUCAAUAAGUUGGCUUGGCUACAUAAGCUUGAUCUUAAUGCUCAAGAAUUCUUCUUGGACGACUUUGGAAAAUGGCAAGAAAGCGGCGGCUUUGACUUGGAAACCAUUAUGCUCCAUGCUAGGACUUGCAAGGUGUCAGAUCCACGAGACAAAGUUUACGCAUUCUUGGGCAUAACAUCGCCCAGAUACAAGCUCCUUGCAGAUUAUGGCAACGACACCACGGCGGCUGAUGCAUAUAUUGGAGCUGCAGCGGCACAUAUUUCUAGUCAUCAGAGUUUGGACAUGCUGUCGUUUGCGGAUGAAAAGCCGCCAGGUUCGACACUGCCUUGUUGGGCCCCUGAUUGGGAGUUUAAUCAGCCAACUCUCAGUCUACGAUUCCGUUUGAGCGGUGAUCCGCGAGCGCCAAAGGCUAGCAAGGAAUUUGCCUGUGAGCCCAGCUUCCUUCCAGACACAGGUGGUCGACCACAUCGAGUUUUAGAGUGUAUUGGGAUUGUUGUCGAUUCUCUUGAUACGGCUCUAGGAGAAACGGCUGACUCUUAUCCAUCAUGGGAGGAAUGUAUAUCAAACUGGGCGUCUCACGCUGGAGUGAACCUGCAGGAGAAUACUACUGCACCCAACGGACAGGAGUAUACCCAUGGUACGAUUCUUGGCGAGACUAAAAUAACAGCCUUCUGGUCAAUGCUGUGCAGGGGAAUCCACACGCCGGAGAAGAUGCAGCUUUUAGCAAUGGCAGAUUAUACAACAGAGUCCGAACCAGCUACGGCAAACGCCAACACAGAAACUGGGGAGCAAAAAGAUUCCAACAAGAAAGAGAUGCUUUCUGAAUACAGCUUAAUUCUGGGACAAAUACCUGAUCAAAACUACAUAAAAAAGGCCGGUUGGCGUUUCUUCAAGUCUUGUCAGGGAUAUUAUGGCUUAGCGAGAUCUCGGGUACAGCCAGGCGAUCAAAUUUGCAUACUGCUUGGUUCUGAUGUGCCUUUUAUUAUUCGGCCCUCGGGGGAGGAGUAUUCGUUGAUGGGGGAGGCAUAUGUCCAUGGCUUGAUGCAUGGGGAAGUAUUUGAAAAGAGUCAAGUCAUUGAAGCUCAGAAGAUUCGACUUUGCUAG